AUGAAUUCGGAAUUCCCCAUCACUAAUGGCGGGCGUGGCGAUUUGUGUCCAGUCUACACGUCCUGGACAUAUCGAGAACUUCGCAAAAGAAGGUUACUGAAAGUGAGACUUCACCAAAGGGGAUUUCUUCAAACGUUUACCUGCCUUUCACGUUCCAUCAAAGUUUGUGGAAGAGCUGAAUAUGAAGUGGAGGGAGAAUGUUGUCCCAUGUGUUCCGCUGGAAAAUAUGUGUCCAAGCAUUGUACUGAAUACAGUAGUACAUCAUGUGUAUCAUGCCCUGAUUUAACUUUCAUUGAUACACCCAGUGGUCUGAUUAAUUGCAGGCCUUGUAAAGUGUGUGACCCAAGAGAUGGAUUAAAAAUAGAGAGAGAGUGCACAUCCAUCUCAGACACCAUUUGCGAACCACUUGAAGGACAUUACUGUAUUGAGAAAAUCAAACAUGGCUGUAGGAUGGCUGAAGAACAUUCAAAGUGCAAACCUGGGCAGUACAUCAUACAAAGAGGUACACCAUCUACCGAUACUGUAUGUGGUGACUGUGUUGGUGAAACAUAUUCAAAUGGUUCAUUCUCUUCCUGUCAGCCAUACACACAAUGUCGGUCCAUGGGACUUUGGGAAAGAAGGCCAGGAACACAUUCAUCUGAUGCUGAAUGUGAAGAAAGAAAUAUUGUUCCUCUCGUAAUUGGUCCUUUAAUUGGGCUCAUAGUCCUGGCAAUGUGGGGAGACCUGAAGUCAAGUGAACCUCCGCCCUCCUCCCCUCCCCUCCCCAUCUUCUGGGUGGGAGACCUACCUAGCUCACAAACUAGAAUCAGGGCGCCCACUCCGACAAGGUUAACUGACUCACAGGGCGACAUGAUAUCAUUGACGUGA
Messenger RNA from Chanos chanos (milkfish), 867 nucleotides. RefSeq names its product tumor necrosis factor receptor superfamily member 14-like. Gene Ontology annotation, biological process: defense response to Gram-positive bacterium; defense response to Gram-negative bacterium; positive regulation of T cell migration. Gene Ontology annotation, molecular function: protein binding. Lineage: Eukaryota; Metazoa; Chordata; Actinopteri; Gonorynchiformes; Chanidae. The coding region runs from base 1 to 867 and encodes 288 amino acids. Gene Ontology annotation, cellular component: external side of plasma membrane. The transcript has 8 exons. The record is from RefSeq and is a predicted model, not a curated record.